Messenger RNA from Castor canadensis (American beaver), 933 nucleotides. Its product is annotated as taste receptor type 2 member 125-like. Gene Ontology annotation, biological process: G protein-coupled receptor signaling pathway; sensory perception of taste; detection of chemical stimulus involved in sensory perception of bitter taste. NCBI's taxonomy places the organism in Eukaryota, Metazoa, Chordata, Mammalia, Rodentia, Castoridae. Gene Ontology annotation, molecular function: G protein-coupled receptor activity; bitter taste receptor activity. The record is from RefSeq and is a predicted model, not a curated record. Gene Ontology annotation, cellular component: membrane.
AUGGGUGGUGUUCUACUGGGCAUAUUCAUAGUCAUCCUCAGUGUGGAAUUCAUAACUGGGAAUGUAGUGAAUGGAUUCAUAGCUCUGGUGAACUGCAUGGACUGGGUCAAGAGAAGAAAGAUGUCUUCAGUUGACCGAAUCCUCACUGCUUUGGCCAUCUCCAGAAUUAGUCUGCUGGUCAGUAGCUAUACAUAUAUUAUUGUUACUUACUCACCCAGGAAGAUGACUGCAAAAAUCAUAAAAAUAGCUAAUACUGCCUGGGUUGUGACCAGUCAUUUUAGCAUCUGGCUGUCUACAGGCCUCAGCCUCUUUUACUUUCUCAAGAUAGCCAAUUUUUCUAAUUCUAUUUUCCUUUACUUGAAGUGGAGAGUUAAAAAGGUGGUUUCGGUGACAUUGCUAGUGUCUCUGGUCCUCUUGUUUUUAAAUACUGUUAUGGUGAUCACACAUACUGAUGUCUGGAUUGAUGGACAUAAAAGAAAUGGGACUCACUUUUCCAAAUGGUGGAACUCUACACAUCUUUGUAAAUUUCUUUUACUCAUCAACUGUACAUUCACAUUAAUACCCUUUACUGUGUCCCUUACAGCCUUUCUCCUGCUAAUCUUUUCCCUGUGGAGACACCUGAAGAGGAUGCAGUACGGUGUGAAAGCAUCCAGUGAUGCCAGCACCAUGGCUCAUAUGACAGCCUUACGAACUGGGAUUGCCUUCCUCCUUCUGUACACUGUUUUCUUACUUUUUCUUUUUAUACAUGCUUGGAGCUAUGACUUGUUGGAGAAACAGCUUAUCAUUUUUCUUAGCUUGGCUACUGGAAUUGCUUUUCCUUCAGGCCACUCAUUUGUCCUGAUUCUAGGAAACUGCAAACUGAGACAGGCCUCUCUCUCUGUGCUGUGGUGGCUGAAGUGCAGAUCCAAAGACGUGAAACCCUUGGUUUCCUAA